AUGGACCUGUUGUUAUUGUUUUGUUAUUGCGCGUCCCUGUGGGAUUUUGUCGUGGCGUUGCAGAUUUUGCCAGGCUUUUCUUUUUUUGCUGUUUGCUGGAUGCUCAUUUUUUGUGUUGCAUUUUUUUUUUUUUUGGCGUGCCGCUGGGGAUUUCCCCGCAGGCUUGCAGGGUCGUGUGCGGCGACAGGGACGGGCUGCGGUGGCGGCGGGGAGGAGAGAGUGGGCGGGGCCGUGGAAGAAACGUGCGCCGCCGGUGCGAUGUCUCUUCGAGACGACAUUGAGGCCCUGACGGCGGCCCUCCAUCGUUUCUCCCGAUUGCAGGACUGCGGCAGCAGCAGCGAUGCAAGAGGAAAGGACGUGGGACGACACCCGGACCGCGACGGCGCACUUGCGCCGCAAUUAUCGGAUGUUGAUAUCUCUGCCAUCUCUGUGACCGCGGAGGGUGAUGAACACGAUGAUGACAUCUUAUCUGCAGUGACGCAACAGGCACCCACGGUGCUGCUUCGAAGCCGGAAGUCUUUUGACGACAAUUCUGCAGUGCCUCCAAGCAGCAACACGACGGCAUUGCCCUGCGGCGAUGGGUCGGGUUCAAAUAGACAGCGCGGCAGAGGGACGGGGUUUGCGCGUGUCCUCGUGCCACAGGAAAAGGGGAUGUUGAAGGACUCUUGCACGGUAGUGUGGGAAUCGAACGGUACUUGCCCUGAGAGUUUGUCGGUGGCGGCUGAGGAAUCCGCCCAGCGAUCUAGCAUUUUAUUGAACGCCACAGCCACCUCUGGGAACAGCACCGCGUGUCAAUAUGAGCCAAAACAUAGUCUGCGCCAGAUGGAGGAGGCGUACAAGCUCAUUUUGAGGAAGCUACUGGCAGAGAUAAGGCGACUGGAUGCCCAUACUGCGGUUCUAUCCGCACGGUGUGAGGGUGAACGAGAAAACUUGAAGCAUGUGCAGCGUAAACACGAAAAAGAGCUUAUGGACAGUAACGCUUUAAUCGGUGCACUAAGGCAGCAACUUGUAGGCAUGUGCUCAGGUUGCGGGGGCGCAUUGGCCGGUGGCGCGCGCGUCAGCAGCGGCAGUGAAUGGACGCUGGGAAAUUACGGUACCCGGUACAGCCCAACUGUUUUGAACAGGUGGUCUACAAAAGAGAGUCGAAGUGGAAGUGGCGCUGGAACCACGAGUGGUUUGUACCCGCACGAUCGGCCUGUCGUUUCCAGUGAGUUAUGUGGGAUGAGCUCCUCUUUCACGGCGGAAACAUUCUCUGGGCAACUGCCGCAACGAACAUCUGAGGAAAUUGAUAGAGGAGGGAGUGGCGCUAGUCCAAUGCGUCAGAGGGUCAGUGGCAAUGAUGUCACCUCGACGCGCCCACAUUCUCUUACGGGGUUUCUGCAGCAGAGACUUUCUUCCUCGGGGACCGCCCGAGUUUCGGAGGAGGUAGCGACACAGACAAGCAACCCCACGAUGCCCGCAACAACAGCGACAGACUCUGGGCGAUUGGUUGGCAUCUUGGAGGAAAUGUCUGGAAGGAUUUCGGCGUCUCCAUUGGGGGACGUUGGCAGGAGCAACAGAGGUGAUGCUGAUCACCCGGUGCGAUGCACCACAUCGGAACCCACAGUGUGUUUCUCCCACGAGAAAGACGGGAAGCGGGGUUUGCGUGUAUUUACAGAGGCCAACCGGCGCGAAAAGCGACGAAAUAGAAGGGGGAGGAGAUCGCCCGCAACUCAUGCAUCCCCAAGAAAUCGUAGUCGCGUUUGGUGCUCGGACGAGGGUUUUCGUCAGCCGCCACGCGGUUGUAGUUUGUGUUGCCGUGAACACCGUGGCGCUGCAGCUCGUGCUGUGACUGCUGCAGGAAACUGCGGAAUGAGCACUGCGGCUGGUGCGAUGGUUGAUUGCGGCACAAAAGGGACGCGCUCUGCGAGUCGACUCUGCCCCCCAGUUCUCGCAAAGACACGACGAAAUAAUCGGAAGGAAAAAAAACACGAAAUCCGUGAGAUGCUGCGCGGGAUAAUAGAUAAGAACACAGCGCUGGAGGGCCGUUUACAGAUAUUUCAGGAAAGGCUGGACGAACAAGAGAUGGGACUGCGAGACGUGAUUGCUUUGCUCCGUGAUUUCAUGUUGACUCCCGCGGUGGAAUCGCGGAAGUGUUGCCAGACCGGAGGUCCCCAUUAG
Trypanosoma cruzi is the source of this 2160-nucleotide messenger RNA. RefSeq lists its product as uncharacterized. The transcript has a single exon. The coding region runs from base 1 to 2160 and encodes 719 amino acids. NCBI's taxonomy places the organism in Eukaryota, Euglenozoa, Kinetoplastea, Trypanosomatida, Trypanosomatidae. The record is from RefSeq and is a predicted model, not a curated record.